AUCUAGUGAGAGAAAAUAUAAAAUAUGGAUCUCAUUACGUGUAGAUACUUCAACCAUAGUUCAUUUGGAGAAUCUUCAGCAAAAGCAAAUCUUAAAUGUCAUCAAUUUGAUGAUUGGUCCCCCAGCUUCAAUAUCAAGGCUCGGAUGGACAUAGGUAAAUCUCUCGGGGUGGGUAUAACCCAUUCAAUGCCACUUCCAACCCAUAAGAAAGAAAUCUUCAAAUCUAUGGAGAGUUGGGCUAAGACCAAUGUCCUAACCCUCCUCAAACCGGUUGAAACAUCUUGGCAACCGCAAGACCUCUUGCCCCAUCCUUCGUCGGAUGAUUUCCUAGCUCAAGUCCAUGAUCUUAGACAGAUGGCUCGAGAGAUUCCAGAUGACUAUUUCGUGGUUUUGGUCGGCGAUAUGAUCACCGAAGAGGCGCUCCCCACUUACCAAUCCAUGCUCAAUGGCUAUGAAGGUAUACGCGAUGACACCGGUUCUAGUCAAAACUCAUGGGCUGUCUGGAUUAGGGCAUGGUCAGCUGAGGAGAACCGACAUGGAGAUCUUCUCCACAAGUAUCUUUACCUCUCCGGUCGUGUCGAUAUGAAGAGUGUAGAGAAGACUGUUCAGUAUCUUAUCGGCUCUGGAAUGGAUAUCCAAACGGAGAACAAUCCUUACUUAGGAUUUAUUUACACAUCAUUCCAAGAAAGGGCCACCUUCAUAUCUCAUUCAAACACAGCAAAGUUAGCUCAUGGGUAUGGUGAUACAAAGCUAGCUAAAAUAUGCGGUUUCAUAUCGUCAGACGAGAAGCGACACGAAACCGCAUACACGAAGAUUGUGGGAAAGUUGUUCGAGAUUGAUCCAGACGAAACAAUCUUGGCUUUCGCUGCCAUGAUGAAGAAGAAAAUCACGAUGCCUGCUCAUUUGAUGUACGAUGGACACGACCAAGAACUUUUUAACCACUUUUCGGCUGUGGCUCAACGAUUAGGUGUGUACACGGCAAAGGACUAUGCUGAUAUAGUGGAGUUUUUGGUGAAGAAAUGGGAGGUGGAGAAGCUUUGUGGGCUUUCUAGUGAAGGAAGGGAAGCUCAAGAAUUUGUUUGUGGGUUAGGGCCAAGGUUUAGAAGGUUAGCUGAAAGAGCAGAAUCCAGAUCCAAAUCAAGAUCGAGAGCUACAAUAACCUUUCCUUUUAGUUGGAUAUUCAAAAGGGAAGUAGAGGUUUGAGGGUAAUUAAUAGAAUUUUUAUCAUAUUUCCAUGUUUUCAGUUUAUUUUUAUUUUCGUAAAGUACACACCUUUAUAUAUCCUUUCUGUUUAAUUUUCUAAAAUAUCAAAGUUUUUAUACUUUCUACUUGCAUGUAAGCAUAUUGCUAUCAUCUCCUUAUUCUUGUAAUGAGUCAAACAAAAGAAGUUAUUACAAAUUAUUCUUACUUUUAUA
Impatiens glandulifera is the source of this 1415-nucleotide messenger RNA. RefSeq names its product stearoyl-[acyl-carrier-protein] 9-desaturase, chloroplastic-like. Bases 25 to 1203 code for a protein of 392 amino acids. NCBI's taxonomy places the organism in Eukaryota, Viridiplantae, Streptophyta, Magnoliopsida, Ericales, Balsaminaceae. Gene Ontology annotation, molecular function: stearoyl-[ACP] desaturase activity. The transcript is spliced from 3 exons. Gene Ontology annotation, cellular component: chloroplast stroma. Gene Ontology annotation, biological process: fatty acid biosynthetic process. The record is from RefSeq and is a predicted model, not a curated record.